AUAUUUUAUAUCUGAAUCAUAUUCUUCUGAGAACCAUUUUCAUAAAUACGAUCAUGUAUUAAGUUACCGAUAUAAUGAAACACUUUGCAAUCUUCAAUCUUAUAAUCAUGUAAAAUUAUUUCUAUCCAAUUAUUAUUCUAGUUAUUUUAUCAUUAUAAAAUAUUAUUAUAAUCUUUAAUAAUUUAUCUUUAAAAAUUUUAAGUUCGGUAGAAUUAUACUGAACAAUAUUGUAUAAUAUCGUUUGGUCGCCAUAUUUGCUACUGCACUGCUAUCUAUGAUUUCAAAUCUUUUUGAUUGUGCUUCCAUCUACUUCCUCUCUCUUUCUCAAGAUGAUGAAACUACGUAUAUUGGAUAAAAUGUAACGAGGGAAACGUUUCUUAGAUAUGCUUUUUUCUUGUCCUGUUAAGUUCGUCAUAAAUAUGCGUUCAAGUUUACGAUAAAAUAAAAUUAUAAAAUCAUAAAAAUCAAUCGGUGAGCGAUAUACGACAAGCGAGAUGGACGAGUAUGAUAAGAAAUUUGCUGAAAUGCAAAAAUACAUUCCGUUUUUGGAAGCGAUGAUAGAGCGAUUGCAAAACGUUAAGGAUAAAUCGCGAGAAGUACAACUGCAGAAAAUGCAAAGUCUACACGGGAUCUUAUCAAACAGCAAAAGAAAGCUGAAGAUCGAGACGUUGCAGCGAUGUGAAGAUGUUCUGCAAAAGUUACACAACAGAGUAGAAAAGUUUCAGGGAAAUACGCCUGGUUUACAUUUUCCUCACAAGAAAAACGAUGCUAACUCUACACAAUCUUCAAAGUAAGUGAAUAAACUUAAAUCUCAAUAUACAGAAGAUACAAAAUCUCAAUAUACAGAAGAUGCGAAAUUUCAGCAUAUAGAAGACGUAAUGGAAGAUCGAGAAAUUCACGAGACGCCGGCUAGUCCGAGUCCUCCAGUUAGUCCAGAUUCAGGUUCACAAGUGGAACCGAUAAUAAUUCCCACAGAACGUAGUAUUGACUUUGAUGAUAAAUCUGAUAGUAAACCAGCUUCUCCUGAUCCUAUCGAAACUUUACCAACGAAAGCUCCUAUUAUCAUACCUACGGAGAGAACAAGCAACGAUUUAACUCUUUCUCCUCAGCUUGGUUUAUGCAAAAACACGGAUGAUGUAUCCUUCACUGAAUGGGAGAUGCUCGAAGAAAAUGAGAAUCGAGAAAUUUCGAGAAAUAAAAAUUGGCAAACGAUUAUUACUUCCAAUCAUGAUGCGAUUUCGGUUAAAAUGAUCGGAAAUAAUCUGCCUCAGAAAAUAAACGAUGGGAGAGUUAUAUCUAUGCCAAUAUCUUCUUCUCGACAAAUUUCUUCCGGUUCUAGAAGGUUAUCAUCUAUAUUGGAGAAGAAUCGAUUAACGGAACAAGUUUCAUCAGACUCUAGAUCAGAAUCACCGGUAAAUGUAUCUGAUACAAGAUUGAAAUCACCAGACUCGGAGAUUCUAUUUUCUAAAGUUUGUAAGAAUUCAUCAUUAAAAUCAAAAGAUUCGAUUUCUAAGCCUACUUCGAAACCUUCAGCACCAUUAUUACUUUCACCACCUCCAGUUUUUACGGAACCACCAUUAUCUAUGGAAGAUUUGGCAGAACUUCUGAACGAAGAAGAUGACAAUAAAAUGGAAAAGAAGAGUGAUAGAUUAAGAGAUGAUGCGGGGAAAUUCAAAAAAGAAAAACAUGAAUUAAGCACAUUAAGUGGAAAUAAUAAGGAUAUAAAAGCAUCCAAAUCAUUUUUGUUAACACAAGAGGAUAUUGACAGUGAAAGUGAGAGACGUUGGGAGGAAAUAGAUAAGCAUAUAGUUAAGUUAACAAGUAGAAAAUGUUUACCUAGUGGUUCAAGUUCUACGUCGAUGACGAAAGUCGAUACUUUGAAAUCCAAUGAAAUUAAGGGACCAUCUCAAAAUAAUUUAAGUCAUACAUCAAGUUCUUUUACGACAAGUACAUUAAUCGAUAACAGAAAUUUAUCAUCUUCACCUGGUUCCAAAACGGAACUGCGUUUCGCGGAUAAUUAUGAACGACAUUCUCGUCAGUCACGUGACAACCAGAAUCAUGAUAAAGACAAAACUAAUAUACAUAAUAUGCAUUGUCGAUCUGAUGACGAUAUAUCCAAUCAGAUUCCUAUGCAUCAUGGCGGUUCGAUUAAGCCGGAUGAUAGGAAUGCUAUAUUGUAUCAGAGACGUCAAAAUAAUAUCGGUCCUGAAUUAGUACCAUCUAGAAUAGACACGGAAUUCAGAAUGGAGGGUUCUGAAUAUUUUAAUAGACAAGUAGCUAACCAAGGACAUUGGCCCUCUAUGCAUCUAUCUGUUAAUACUAAUGAUUUUUGCAACAAUCAAUGGCCACCGUCUUCCAAUUUUAGCGGUGUGUCUAAUUCUCCUGCCCAAACAUAUCAACAUGCAAUCGGUAUUUCACACCAAGAAAUGUGGAAUAUAGGUUCUAACAGAGAAUCCAUUCAUAUGGAUCCCCAUCAAAUGAAUGAGAGUCAAAUGAGGCCUAAUCAGUUUUCUUCAAAUAUGAAUACUGGUAUCAGGCCUCUAAUGAGCCCAAACACAAGACCUCAAGAUUUGAAUCAUAUUCCUCGAUCAGAUGAUAUGCCUAAUAUUGAUGUUGCUAAUGUAUCAACUAUACAGCCUUUAAUAUCACCUACGAGAUUUUCUGUUGGACCACAAUAUAGAAAUUUUCAAGGUGAAAAUAGGUCUUAUGAUCCAUCUUUUGAUAGAGGAAUGGAAUAUUCUCAUCAAAGACAGCCAUGGGAUUCUCCAGUUAAUCGAUCGAAUGAUAUAUCUUAUAGAACAGAAAAUGAAGUUCCUUGUGGUAUGAUAGGACCCGCGGAAGGUCCUUCAGGACCAUCAUAUCCAAGGCCUAGUACACCUUGUCCUUGGAAUAGAGAUAGAGAUCGUAGUAUAGGUAGAGGUCGUAAUACUUAUUAUAAUGAAAGAAAUAGAGGAGAAUCGAGGAAUAAUUUUAAUCGUGAUACCCGCAGGCCUGAAUGGUCUAGGGACAAUCAUAAUGACUGGGAUUGUAAUCGUUUUAGUAGGGAUGCUAGAAAUAUAUCUGAUCGCGAUCCACGCGUACGCAUAGAUCACAAUGUAAUUAAUCAGAGUUCUGGCCAAUCAAGGGAUAAUAGUACCUUAGCUAGAGAUCCACGAUUGGCCAAAGACAAGCAUUUUUCCAUUACCAAAGGUAAAGAUAGUAAUUAUAAUGAAAGAGAUCCUAGAAAACGUUCUGCGGCAUCAUCAUUUAUUGCAUCAACGUUUAGAAAGACUAAAGAAAAACCUAAAUCACCUUCAAAACCAACAGACAGUUAUAAACGUAUCGAAAACGUAGAAAAUAAUAAGCAAGUGCAAGAGAAAACGGCAAAAGAUAAGAUGCAAUCACCUCUAGAGAGUUUAUAUGGAGUUAUUGAUACAAAAGCGAAGUCUGCACAAGGAUAUAGUUUACAGAAUUUUAAAAUUCCUAAAAUAAAACGUAAUGAGCCCUCUGAGUCACCUACAUCAAGCCAUGUUUCUGAGGAAAUUAAAGAAUGUCUUUUAGAAAAACAAGAUGAUAAAAUUAUUAAAAAAGAUAAGGAAGAUACUACUGCAGAAGUAAGUAGUAGCAGUGAUGGAAAAGUUUCUCUUGAGAAUUGGAAUGAAAAUAAUGUCAUUGCUGAUAAGAAAGAAGAAUUGAAAGAAGAUAAUACUUCUAAAGAAUCUGUAGAAGACAAAAGUGAUAUGAAUAUUGCAGAGUCGGAUUCUAUCACUAUUACUUCUUCUAAAUUAUCUGGAAAUAUUGAAAAACUUAAAAAAGAAGAAGUAGAAUCUGAAGGAUCCAAAUCAAAAGACGAGGUAACUCAAGAAUGGAUAGAAGCUUUAAUUAGAAAGUCUUUUGAAUUUGGAGAGGGAAAAAAAUUUGUUGAACAGGCGAAAUUCAUGCAAAAAUUGGGUGAAGUAUUGCAAGCAAAGAAGUUGAAGAAAAUUAAGAAAAUUAUUGAAUCAGAAUCAGAGAGUAGUAGUUCAGAUAAAGAUGAUACUUCUGAAACAAAAAAAGUUCAAAUAAGAAAGAAACGACGAGUAAUAGUUUCAGACAGUUCAGAUGAAGAAUCUCUUGCUGAAAGACUUGGUAUUUUGAAUACGCCAAAUAAAGAAAUUCAAAAUAUAAAUAACCAGAAACAAGAAAAAAAUAAAAACAAUAAAAAAAUGUCUCUUGAAAUUAAAUCUUCAGAUCUUCUAGAGAAAAAAUUAGAUGGUAAAGAUUCUACUACUCAAAAAGAAAUUAUAUCAGAAAUUCAAAGCAUUGUUGAAGAAAAAGAGUCAAAUUCCGAAACAAGUAUUGAGAAAAAAGAAAGUAUUUCAAGUAUUCAAGAAAUUUCUAAGGAAAUUAAGGAGAAUGUUAAAGAAGAUUUAAUUGAAGAUAAAGAAAUUAUUAAUAAAAUACCAAAAGUUAAAGCAAAAAGAAGAAACUCCUUGGAAAUGUUACAAGAAGAUAUUAGGGAAAUGUUUAUCAGUGAUGGUGUUGUUGCAGCAACUGGUCAUCGAUUAUGUAGAACACAAAAAGAAAAUCAAAAUAAUGCUGGUGCUAGUACUUCCAAUCAGAAUAUUUCCAAUCAGAAUAUUUCAACUACUAAAAAAGAUGAAUCGAAUAAACGUGAUUUAGAAAUAGAUCUUGAUGUAGAAGAUACAUCGGGAGUUUCUUUGAAACAAAAGAAAUUUAUAAAAUCACGUGUUUUAUCAGAGGAAUCAAAUAAAUCUAAAGUGAAACUGAAGAAAGAAGUGCAACGUAUUACUCGACAGCGUUCAAAACAAUAUAAUCAUAGUUCAGACAGUGAAGAAGAUCAACCAUUGGCAUUAAGAACAGAACUGGUUCAAAACUCUAAUCAAAUUGUAAAUAAUGACUCUGAAGUAUUAAGGCGAAGCAAACGUAUUAUUAAUAAAGAAGUGAUAAAAGAACCGCGUGUAGUUGUUGAGAAAACAGAUAUUUCUAAGUUAGAAUGCUCUAAAAUGAUGUUUGAUAGCUCGUCCGAUGAGAGUUUUGGAAUAGAUGUGUCUGAAUUGGCAGCUGCUGUAGAUAUCUCACUUCAUCCAGAUAAACAACUUGAAUCAGAGGCAACAGAAUCCACAGAGAAAAAAAAAUUUAAUCAAAUUUCUUUUAGAAAGUCUACAAGAAAAAAGGGAACUGAAUUGAUGAAUGAAAGUAAAGAUGAUAUUCAAUUUACAGAUGAAGAAAGUAUUACUUCCGAUAUUUCCAUGUCAAGUAGUAUAAUUUCUGGAAAAAAAACAGAUAAUAAUACAACUAAAAUAGAAAUGAAUAGCAACGAAAAAUUAUUAAGCAAUAUUUUAGUGGGAUUAGUAUCUGUAAAAAAUGAAGUAGAUAAAGACUCAUCAAUAGCAGAUAAAGGAAGCGAAGUAGAUAAAGAUUCAUCAGUUGCAGAUAAAGGAAGUGAUGCAGAUGUAGACGAUGAUAUUAAUGAUCAAGUACCAACUGAAACAAAUACUAAAAAAUGUUCAAUAAAAAAGAAGAAGAAAAAGUGGCAGAUGGGUAUUUUGUCUAAAAAAAGGAGAAAGAAAACUCUUAUAACUUCUUCUCCUAAAGGUGAUUGUGAAAUGGAUACUUCCAUUAAAAUAGAUAAUAUUUCAGUUUCAGAAAAUACAAUAAACAAAGAUACUAAUUCAUCCAAUAAUCAGACAAAUCAAACUUUAGAAGAUAAUAAUAAAGAUACUUCAAUUCAAGAAAAUUCAAAAGAUCAAAAAACAGAACUGUUAACAUCUGAUUUCAUAGAGAAAAAAAAAUCUUUAUCUAAAAUUGAUUUUACUGAAGAAUUAUCGGAAAUUAAAGAAGAAAAAGUUAUAGAAAAGCCUCUCAUUAAUAUUACAAAAAAUGUGGUUAAAAAUAAAAAUGAGGAAGAAAAAUCAUUUUCUGAUUUGGAUAUAAAAAAAUUAAUUGAUUAUGUUUGGACAGGACAAGAAAGAUAUAAAUGCUUGCUUUGUUUUUUUAUGGGAAAAAAUAUUGUUCAUCAUUAUAAAUUGAGCCAUCCUGGAAAAGAAAUUCUAAUUUCUAGAUUAAAAGUUUCAGAUGCUUUGUUAGCUAUUCAAGACGCAAAUGAUAGUAAUAUAGAAAAUAUAUCAAGAGAACUUCUUACAGAAGAAGUUUGUAAAUUUCGUUGUAGAUUUUGCUCCUUGUUUAUUGAAGGUGCUGUUAAAGUUGCAAUGGAAGCAUUUUAUGAACAUUGUACAACACAUACAGGUGAAUACAGAUUUCGAUGUAACAGUUGCCCUUAUCAGGCAGUAGCUAAAUCUUCCAUGAGGACUCAUUAUUAUAAAGUAUGUCGAAAAUUUAAGGAUACUUUUGCUGAAGCAAUAACUGAAGAUGAAGUACCUAAUGAAAAUCGUAUUUAUGGUUAUUUAUGCUCAUAUUGUAAUUAUGUUCAAUUAAAGAAAUCCAAUGUAGAGGAACAUGUUGAUUUGUGGCAUAAGAAUGAUUUGAGUGUUAAGAUUAUUAAGAUAAAUAUGUCAUUAGAAUCUGUUGAAGAAGAAUCUAAAGUAAAAUUAGAAACAAUUCAAGCAAAUUCAGUAAAAGCAGAAGGAAUAAAUAAUAUGAUAAACAAUAUAGCAACUUCUGUUGAACAGAAUGAUGAUGAUGUGACUGAAAUAAGAAUAACAAAGAAUAAUAAAACUUCUGAAAAUGAAAUUAAUAAAAAUGAAAUUAAUAAAGAUAUACUUGAAGUUAAAUCACAAAAUAAUUGUUCUGAAUUACAAGCUACUAAUGAUGAAAAGAAAUCUUCACAAGCAGAUAUAGAUUCUAGUUUGCCAUCAGGAAAUUUAAGCGUGUUCGUUUGUCCACCAGAAUUAGAAAAAAAAGAAGUAGAAAUUCAAUUAGAACGGAAAAGAAAAAUGCAAGAAAUUAUUCAAAAUAUUGGUAUUAGAUUACAAAAAGAUGCAUCCAAAAAAGGUUUAUCCAUUAUAGAUAAAUUAAAAGAUAAAAUGAAGACUAAUAUAGCAAAUAAUGAAAUUGAUUCUAAUAUAAUAUCAAAUAAUAUCAAUUCUUCAAAUAAAAAUCCAAUUAAUUCCACGAUUUCAUUAUCUAAAAAUAAUAUUGCUAAUUUAUCUCAAAAUCCUGAAGUUUCAUCUGUAAUAGAUACAGAGAAUAAGUUAUCUGAAGAAACUUCAAAUGAUAUAAAAUCUAAUGAUUGUAUACAAACACAACUAUCUACCAUAGACUGUGAUUCUAAAUCUGAAAAAGAUCCAACAAAUUCAAAGAUUAAAGAUCCUUUGAUAACAUUGGAUCAGAGAAAGGAUGCUGAAAGUGAUGCAGAAAUCAGUGAUAACGAGAAUACGAAAGAUACUGCUCCUAUUUACGAUUCUGAUUCCAGUAGUGAACAAUCGGAUAGUGAACUGCCAACAGAUGUUAAUGUCAUUUUGAAAGAAACUUCAAAUAUUAAUGCAUCUUCGAAAGAUCCAAUGCUCACCACUAUUCAGAGACUUGCUGCUCAACUCCAAGCUGCAAAACCACUUGAAAAAUGUAAAGAAGAAAAUUGUUCUAAAACUGAUUGUUCUAAACCUAAGGAAUCUAAAAGAACUUCUCCUUCUAUUCCUAAACCACCAGACGUUGUUCCAAUAUCAAGUAUUAAGAAAUUUAUUGGAAAAAAAGAAAAUAGAUUCCAUGAGAUAUCACAUGAAUUACACGAUGAUAGUAAUCCACCUAAAAAUUUCAUCCGAUUGAGACGUCUUAGUGGAGAUAUGUUGUCUGUACCCAUACAGUCUCUUGACUUUCAAGAUGUAUCAUUAUCGAAAAACAAUGUAAAUCAACCAACUCCAGAUAAAAUGGAUUCCGUAUUAAAAUCAGAUAUGGAUGAAGAAUGUUCUUUUUUGAAAAUCGAAAAUGUAGUUAGUCUUGCGCCGAGAGCUGAUAACGAUGGUGCCGAAAGUCCUAUUGUACAUGACAUAAGAAAAGCAGUUGAAACAUCUCCUAUAAAAAGUAAAGGUGUAUCUUUACUAAAAAAAUCUAAUUCGCCUUUAAUUUUAAAAAGACUUAAUACUGUGACUAUUACACAACCAUUAACGAAAAAUAUUCAAACAGUAGUGCAAUCUACACCAGAAACAGUAAAAUUGAUUCCAGUAAAAAGUAUUUCUCCUUCUCCAGUUUCUGUAACUACCACGCAACUUACAACCAAUUUCAUUCCAAUUGCUCCAAAGUCAAAAAUUAUUCAAGUAGACAAUAAAUUAUCUUUUCCUAUUUCUACAAAUAAGAAUUCAAUAAUGACUCCAAUGAGUACACGAACUGUGAGUGUUGCUGGGUCACCACAAUCUUCAAACUUAAACUAUAAAAUUUUAAAAGUCGUUCGAACUCCAACUAUUUUAAAACCAAAAGAACCUGUACCUCCACCUACAGCAAUUAAAUUAAAAUCUGCAGAUGCAUACAAUACAAUGUUAAAGGCUACAAAAUUGAUUCAUUUAUAUAAAUGUAUGGCUUGUCGCUUUACUACUGAUAUAUUAGCACAAUAUCAUCAACAUUAUCUUCAACAUGCAAGUGAGGCAGAGAAAAAAAAGUUAUCACCACCAUUUGAUUACCAGAAAUGUGCCUAUUGUCACAUGAUAUUGGAGGAUUGGAAUCAAAUGAAAAUACAUAUCGAUGAAAAACAUGCGCAUUGUCGUUAUCAAUGUAUUUAUUGCUUUUAUAGAGCUGUUGUUCCUUCUUAUGUGCAAAUACAUCAGGCAGUAGCUCAUCGUGGACAUCAUGGUAUUUUACUUGGUAAACUUAUGAAAGAAAUACCUUUAAAAGAAGAAAUUAAUCGACAUGAGAAUGUAUUUCCUUAUGUCUGUCAACAUGAUUGCGGAAAAUUUUUCUUUGUUCCUGAAUCUUUUAUGGCGCACUUGAAAAAUAAACACGGUGCAAAUCUUUCUACUUAUAAAUGUCAUGUGUGUCGUGUUACAUUUAUGAAAAUAGAUCAGCUACUUGCGCAUUAUAAAAUUCACGGAUUUUAUAAAUACCAAUGCUUGUAUUGUUUGCAUGGUUCAGAUUAUUUUACUGAAAUGCAUAGUCAUCUUAGUACAUUUCAUUGCGAUCGGUUACCACAAGUUCUUGAAAGAUCUCUUCCUCCUCAGCCAGUACGAAAUAAAGAUGUAAUAGAUCAAUUAAUUAUAAGAACAUUAGAUGAUACUUUUAAAAUCACAGGAGAAAUAAUUGACGUGGAAAACGAUGGAAAAGACAAUAAAGAUGUGAUAAAUGUUGUUAGCACAUCUCCAUCUCAUAAGAUACUUUGUUCUCAAUUGUCUAAAGAUAUAAUUAUGUUGGAUAAAGAUGAAAAUAAUGUAUUAAAUAAAUCGACAUCUAAUAUAUUUGGAAUUAGCAAUAAUUCAAAUAGUUCCAUCAAUUUUUCAUCAAAUUUGUUACAAAAUGAAAAACCAAAAAAUGAAGGUUUAAAUGAUAGUGCAAUAAAUAAAAUGUUUGGAAAUUUAAUAAAUGAUUCUGAUGUCUCUGUAACAUCAGUUUCUAAUAGAGAAUCAACGGAUAAAAGUUUAUUAAAUAAAUCUAAAAAAAAAAGUGCUCUAUCUGAUAAAAGUUCUGUUGAACCAAUUGAACGCAGUGAAGGAACAUUUGAUUGCAAUGAUGAAUUUAUAAAUAUCAAUUUACUGGACAAUCCUGAUUUUCUAAAAAAAAUUAAUACUCGUUCUACUAACAUAUCUAUAAUUGAUAAUUUGACUAUUAACAAAAAUAAGAUGGAAGAUAGUGAUAUUGAAAUAGUAGAUGUUGACGAUACGGAAAUUCCGGCAAAAAAUAUAAAAUCCGAAUUAAAUAAAAAAGAUAGCAUUGAUACAAAUGAAAAAGUAAAAAUGAAUCCAGAAAAUAAUAUAAAAGAACAAUUGCGUAGCGAUGUCAAAGAUAUAAACACUAACGAAAAUUCUAAUAAUAUAAAAACUGAUAAACCGCUGACUCUUGAUGAUAUUAAAGAUACUGGUUUUUCAGGAAUGAAACUAUAUAAGUGUGGUUAUGAGACGUGUGAUUAUGGUGCGCAAACCGCGGCACAAUUAAGAAUACAUGUAAAAGAAUGUUCUUUAGGAAAUGAAAAUAAAAAUUUAACAUGUGCUCAUUGUAAAAAACGUUUUUUAAAAAUUGGAUUUUUAUUAGAACAUUUAAAAUCACACGGAUUAAAACGAUUUGGUUGUUCAUUGUGCAAAAUGAGAUGUACAGUGGGUUAUCAAGCAAUGGCACACAUGAAAAUGAAACAUAAAUAUACUUAUAGUAAGUUAGUUCCAGCUGAUCCAAAGAAUCCAUCUGUAGAUGGAUUAUUUAUUGUGCAACCUAUUCGUCAAAGUGGAGAACGUAAAGGGAAGAAACGUAAAACUACUAAUACAAAAUCAACUGAAAAAGACAUUGAAAAGAUAACAACAGAUAUUGAAAAAUUUACUUUCGGUCCUGAUGAAAUAGAAUCUCUACCACUUCAAGCUAUUUACAAUCGGGAAGUGCAAUGUGCAAUGUGUCCUUAUACAACAAAAGUUCGUACGAACAUUAUCAGACACUUGCGAUUGCAUGCAAAAGAUGAAAGUGUGCCAGAAAGUGGUCCUGUUAAUCCUGUACCUUGCUUAGAUAAAAAGGAACGGAUGUUCGAUAAAAUGGUAAAUUUAGCAAGUAGUUCCCAUCAAAAUGGCCGAAUGGGAGGAAAACCAAAGGAAAGUAAUAAAAAUAACGAUGAUGAAUUUAUUCCAAAAUUUAUACCAGAGCAUAAGAGAUAUGUAUGUGGUGUAGCUGAAUGCAAUUAUUUAACAGUCGAUGAAGCAAUGUUAAGAUGUCAUUUAAAGGCUUUGCAUUCUGAAGAACUAUAUUUUCGAUGUCCUCAUUGUCCACAACUACCACCAGGUCAAGAAGGAUUAAAUAUAGCGAUUGAUAAAAUGGGCGUUCAUUUGAAAAUGCACGAUACCAGACUUUAUAAAUGUUCUCAUUGCAAUCAUCAUCAUUAUCAUAGGCACGUUGUAGAGAGACAUCUUUCCGAUAAACAUCCUGAAAAAAGACCUUUUGUAAAAGUAAUUAGAGAAUUAGAAAACACAGAGAACAGUCAACAAUCUAUUCAAGAAGAGAUAGAAGAAGAAAUACCAGAUCCGGAUGGAAAUCAUUGGAAGUGCAACAUAUGUGAUUAUAAAUGUGUGUAUAAAGCAGAUAUGGUUAAUCAUACAUCUAUUACACAUGAUGAAAAAUGUCAAUAUAAAUGUAACUCAUGUUCUUUUAAAACUGGUGGCAAAAUUAUGUUUGAACAACAUGUUACCAGCAAACAUUCUAGUGACUCAAAUGUUGAUUAUAUUUUAAUAUAUCAACGAAUAAAAGGUAUAAAUAAAAAAAAUACAGAUAAUAUAGAACAAAGUGGACAGGAAGAACCUUUUGACACUACUCCUCUUUGGAGAAGAGAUAUGCCUCGAAUUAGACAUAUUCGCGGAAUUCUUCUUGAAGAAGAAGAUGAAAUAUCAACAGAAUCUUCUUUAAAAAUAGGAAAACGGAAAAGUGAUGCAGAAUUAUCAAGUACUAAACCAGCUAAAAUAAAACCAGGAAAAUCUGGUUCUUUAGAUGGUACAAAGCAAACAAAAGAAAAAUCUAAGCGAUCAUUGUCUUGUGAUAAAGUAUCAAUAGAAAUGGAAAAUGCAAGUAAUAUUUCUAAUACAGUAGAUAAGUCCAAAGAAACGAAGUCUAAAUCAAUUGAAGAUAAUGAUAUCAAUGAGUGCGAUAUUGGAAGAUUUGGUCCUUAUGGAAAAGCAGAUGGGAAUAUGUAUGUCUGUACUUUAUGUACGCAGUUUAAAACAAAAUAUAAACAUGAUAUGAGAGAUCAUCUCUACAGAGAAUUAAAUUAUGCUAGAUGGCACUGUAAGGAAUGUGGAUAUUUAUCCGUAAAUCGUAAUGCUCUAUUGAAACAUUUUACUAAACAUCAUAAUGGAGAACGUCCUAAUCAUGAGCCAUUAUCACCAGAUGAUGAUAUUGAAGAAUGGGUUGGUACAUUAUUGAAGAGACAAACACUAAUGAUAAAAGGGUUAUUAACCAAACAAAACGUAAAUAAUGUAGAAAAUUCUGCAAUUACAAACACAAUUGGAAAUGAUUCAAAAACAUGUUUCACAAAAAUUACUCAAAAUACUGUUACAAAAACUCUAAAAACUACAAAUGUUACUGAUAAAUCUUUUAAUAAACAAGAUAAUAAAAAAGAAAUUAAUUUAGAAGUUCAAGAUGAAUGUAAUAAAGAUAGUUCUAUUGAUAUAAAGAAAGACAGUAUAUCAAUGAAAGAAAAAACUGUGAAGACUAUGGAUGUUGAAAAAGUUGGACCAGAAGAAGAACAAGAAAAACCAUUUACUUGUAAACAUUGCAAAAUGACAUUUUUCCGAUGGCGUGGUUUUAAAUUACAUAUACAAUUAACACAUUUAAAGCGACUUGGAUUUAUUUGCCCUUAUUGUGAUCGUAGCACGAAUUCGGAGGGUUUAAUGCGUCAACAUAUUCGUUCUAAACAUCCUGGUUGUCUUGAGAAAAUAGUUGAAAAUCCAGCAGCAGGUGAACCGGAAUUACCAGAAGAAUUUUGGCAACAGGAAUAUGGAAUCGUGUUUCCAAAGAGAUAUAGAAAACGAAAGAGAAAAAUUAGUGGAGAAGAAGUUGUGGAAAAAAGCGAUAAUCAAUGUCAAAUUGAACCUCAAGAAAAAUGUAAUAUCUGUAACUUCACCGCCAUGAAUAUGACCGGUCUAAAAAUACAUAUGAGGAUACAUGCAACGAAAAAUACUUUGAAAUGUUCUUAUUGUACUUUCACUGCAGCAACAAACUCAGAAGUCUGGGAACAUUGGGAAAUUAAUCAUCCAUUUUCACCAUUUAAAGUUGAAGAUAUAUCACCAUCUGAAUCACCUGGUGAAUCCACAGAAAUUGAACUCAAUAAGAAGGUUAUUAAUGAUGAUUAUAACAAUGAUAUAGAAGAGGAAGUCUCUGACAUCAGGGAAGAAAAUUCUAUUUAUUAUUGUUUCUAUUGUUCUUUUCGUAGUAAAUCUUUGAAUACAGUUCAGAAUCAUUGGAAUAUGAUGCACAAUGAUUCAUUGCAAAAUGAUUCUACAAAAAUGAAAUCGAAUUAUCCAUUUAGAUACAAAGAAAUGCACGUAUCUUCGGAAAAAUCGCUCAUUAAAGCUCAAUGCUCGAAAACUCAAACGGAAAGUUCUUAUGAAUUAUACUUACAGCAGUCGCAUAAUAGUGAUGUACAAGAAAUCGAAGCUUCUGGAUUAAAGCAAGAAGGUUGGAUUUGUCAGUGGUGUAAUGAAUUAUGUGAUUCCGAAGUUAAAAUGAAAACACAUCAUAGUAUGUUCCAUUCUCACUUACCGUUAAAUUUUAAAAAACAAGAAAAAACUAAAAUAUCUCGGGGAUAUGUUUGCCCGGAAUGUUCAUUCACCACAACAUUUAUUAAUGUAAUGAAAAACCAUGUGUCAAAACAUAUAAAUCUAUUUAAAUGUAAAUAUUGUGAUAAAACUUUUAGUUGUCCUUCUGAAGUUUCUACACAUAAUACCGAAGAACAUCCUGAUAUGGAAUUAAAAAUAGAAAGUAUACAGAAUUACGAGACUUUACUUGAGAAAGUUAUGGUUAAAGUCAAAUGGCAAAAAUCCGGACAAAGUGCUGAUAAAAAUGAAAUUUCAAUAGAAUCACCGCCAAAAAUUCACGCAGUAGCUAAGAAGUCUACAACUAAAAGUGCAUUUCGAUCAAAUAUUAUUCCUUAUAGAAUAAAGGCAGUAGCUAGAAAAUCUACUAAUCCACAUUCGAGAUACCUUGCUAAUCAUAAAAUACAUAAUAAAGAACAAGAAAUGAAAAAUAAACAAUUUUCCUAUUAUGGUGUUCCUAGAAGUCCUAUUAAUUUAGCCAAAUUGAAUACAUAUAUGGUAGUUGGUGGGCAUCGUAUGAAAGUAAAUUGUACUACUCUUGCACAGUUAAUUAACAUCGAUCCGAAGAUAAUAUUAAAAGAUCUCAAGAAUGAUAUUAAAAAUAUUGCAACAUUUAAGAAAUUGAAAUAACGAAUGGAAAUAUAGAAGGAAAUAUUAUUUCCCAUUCUAACGAGCUAUUUAAUAUAUGAUGUAUAAAUAUUUAUUAUAUGAUCAUUAUUGUUAAAAUGAUCACUAAUAACCAAAGUAAUUUUCAUGAUAUUAAUAUGCUUUUCUGUGACAUUUAGCAAACAUUAUGAUAAUGGAUUUUUAUAAAAUUCAUUAUUUUCUCAUCGCAUGUUAUGAGGUGAGAAAUGUAUAAUACAAAGUUGAUUGUUCUAUAAUUAUAUAUUUUGAACUUUUACUCGUUGUUAGUGUACAUUUAGAAAUUCUGAAAUAUAAAAGAAAAAUACAGUAAUGCAUGUUUCAUUGAUGUUAGAUUGAAAUAACAAGCAUCACAUACGUACGA
This is a messenger RNA of Apis dorsata (giant honeybee), 14367 nucleotides long. RefSeq lists its product as uncharacterized. The record is from RefSeq and is a predicted model, not a curated record. NCBI's taxonomy places the organism in Eukaryota, Metazoa, Arthropoda, Insecta, Hymenoptera, Apidae. The transcript is spliced from 18 exons. Gene Ontology annotation, cellular component: nucleus. Gene Ontology annotation, biological process: regulation of gene expression.